Messenger RNA from Ctenocephalides felis (cat flea), 3468 nucleotides. Its product is annotated as protein zer-1 homolog. The transcript is spliced from 12 exons. Gene Ontology annotation, cellular component: Cul2-RING ubiquitin ligase complex. NCBI's taxonomy places the organism in Eukaryota, Metazoa, Arthropoda, Insecta, Siphonaptera, Pulicidae. Gene Ontology annotation, molecular function: protein binding. Bases 89 to 2380 code for a protein of 763 amino acids. The record is from RefSeq and is a predicted model, not a curated record.
UUCAAACGUGAAAUUUCCAACAAUAAUCAGCUGAUGUUGAAAUGUCAUCUGUCAUUUUGUGGAUUAUUGUGAAUUGAUUAAAAUAAUAAUGUCUGGAGUUGAUUUUAAAUAUAAUACAGAUCCUGAAUCUUUGUACGAUAUCACGUUGAAAUAUGUCGUUGAAAAUAUUGAUAUUCUGUACGAAGAGUAUCUGAAUUAUGAUGAUAAAAUUGACUUGAGGCUUAGGAAGGAUUUUAGUCUGCCGAGGGAGCUUUGUGAGAGGUUGAUAGAAUACCACAAUGACUAUGGCUACGAAACUAAUGACAAAUUUGCAAAGCUCUUUACACACUUGGAGAAUACAAAAUUAAAACAUGUCACUUUAAGAAAUUCUAUGAUGACUGAUUCCGGCCUCCAGUAUAUUCUAAAUCAUGAUCUGGUGUCUUUACAAUUAUCGAACUGUACUAAAUUAACAUCUCAAACUUUAAGUAAUAUAAAUUUGCAUUCAAAGAAUCUGACUUGUCUGAGUUUUGGAAAUGAUACAUCGAUUAUACCAACUUGUACAGCUGAAUCGAAUUGGCUCAUAUUCAGAACUACAGGAUAUGUUAUACAAGCUCCUGUUCUUAAAAAACUGACAAUUCGAGAUAUAAAUUUGAAGUUAUCAGUGUUGUUGUCAAAUUUAAAGAAUUUAACGUACUUAGAUCUAUCACAAUGUCAUAUCAGAGGCGAGUUUACACAUUUAGAAAAAUUAAAGUCUUUGAAUUGUCUAAUUUUGUAUAAUGUGGACCAUUUGGAUGAAGCUAUAGAUACACUUUGUCGAUUAACAUCUUUGCAAUGUCUUGAUUUAUCACAGUCCAGUGAGAGAGCCAAUCUUUAUGAGGAUGAAAACCAAGUUUUAGCCAAGUUGAUUGAUUGCUUACCUCGAUUAACCCAUCUGGACAUAUCUGGUACGAAUCUAGCAGGUACAGGCGUAGCCAUGUCUUCUUCCAAUGAUUGUGUCUCUGAUAUUCCUGGAUUGAGUAAACGGAUGAGGAAUCCUUUGGAAUUUCUAGGAUUGUAUGGUACACUGCACUCAGCUUGCCAAAGGCAUGAUAUUCCUGCCAAAGUUAUAUCAGGAGAUCACAAUGAGAGACAAAUUUUAGUAGCAGCUCAAGCAUAUCAGGAGAGACCUGAUAUUUUAACAAAAGUUUUGAAUGAUUUGUAUCAUUUGUUACGAUUUGAAAAUUGUUCUGAAGUUUUGAGAGCUUUAACAGCAGUUUUAACAGCAAUGGAUCGGCAUGUUUCUUGCAAACAUAUACAGAUUUCUGGCAGUGCAACGUUGUUCUAUAUAGUAAAGGGAAAAGAAAAGACUCAAAUUGGUUUAAGAAUGAGGCAACAUAUAAUCAGGACGUUGUUAAAUGGGAUGGCCAAACAUCUAGAAGAUGAGACAAUGAUGAGAAAUGGAUGCUUAACAUUGUGCCAAUUCAAGUUGCCGCAAGAUGUUUUAUUCCAAUACGAGAAAUUAGUGAAAAUCCUCCUCCAUGGUGUCUCCGAUUCCGACCAAGGGGGCUUCGUUCAACGAAUAGCGAUUUAUUUAUUAAAUUCGCUGGCUUGUCAAGUGGAUAACAAACAAAAGCAGUGCUUGGGAGAUAUGGGGGCUAUUUCUAAAAUGUUGUGGAUUAUCAAAAAUCGUAUACUGCGGCACAUUUGCGACGAUGUCCUGGAAGUGGCUUGGUCAACAAUGUGGAAUGUCACUGAUGAGACACCGGCUAACUGUUUGAGAUUUUUAGAAGGCGAUGGAAUGGACCAUUUUAUACAGUGUCUCAUUCAAUUUCCAUUUCAAGAAGAACUGUUGCGAAAUAUGAUGGGGCUCUUAGGAAAUGUAGCUGAAGUCAAAGAUAUUCGGCACAGACUGAUGACUGCUAGCUUUAUUAAAGUUUUUUCUGAUUUAUUGGAUUCAAAAAGUGAUGGCAUUGAGGUCAGUUACAAUGCAGCAGGUGUAUUGUCACACUUGGCCUCCGAUGGCCAAGAAGCUUGGGCUAAGGCUGGUCUAGAAAAGGAACGAGAUGAUGUAUUGCAAAAGAUGACAAAGGCCAUAGAGCGAUGGAAUCUUUCGGCCGAGAGAAACAUCAAUUACAGGAGCUUUGAACCAAUCAUGCGCCUGGUUAGAUGUUAUGAUACCCCUGAAUGUCAACAUUGGGCUGUUUGGGCUUUGGCAAAUCUAACUUUAGUUUAUCCGACGAAAUAUUGUGAUCUGUUUGAAAGCGAAGGGGGCUUAGUAGAACUGGAGCGUCUCAUAAAAGAUGAUAGGCCUUAUGAAUCCGUCAAACAACUCGCCAAAAGGGUUCUAGAGAAUUGUUCUGUUAACAAAAUGUAUCCUGAUAAUCCUCCUGCAAGAGUUGAAGCAAUGCUUCUUGAUGGAUAAGUGGAAGGAAAGUAAAUUUUGUUGUACAUAAUUUUUAUCUGAGAAUCUUUAGUUGGUGUAAAAGAUGAUACUAUAAACUUUGGCUCCACUGAGUAUGGUAUAAAUAGUGUAGCACUAAGAGUGUGUACGGUAUCUGAAUACUUUUUGAAUUUCUUUCAUGAUUGAGAUUACUGUUGAUGAAUUUGUUGAGCUUUAUGACAAAUAUUAAUUUAUUGACAUUGAUACAAUUUUAUUAUUGAAAGCGAAUGAAAGUUCUUUUAAUAAAGGAUAUAUAAUUAUAAAUUGCAAUAAUAUAUAGUAAAACCCUGUCAAGACGAUUUGUCUGAGACCUGAGCUGGUCUUAAGUGAUAAAGUAAAGUUUAUUAUGCGGGAUGGGAAAAAUAAUGCACUUACUACUACAUAUUUUUAUGUAUCAAUUUCUAAUUUUGGCAUAUGUAGGUGAUAAAUUAUUUAUAUUACAUUAUUUAAAUUAAUCACUUAUUCUAGUUUGGAAGAAAAAUUUAGAUGCAAAUUUUGCAGUGCUUCUAUUUUUAAAACAAAUUAUUCAGCCAUUUCAAACACCAAAUUCAUGAACUCAUUUUUGAUGAAAUCAUUCAACCAGAAGCGUAGCGUGGGGAGAGUAUAAAUAUUUGUUGAGGAGCCCUUCAAACAGUAAAAAUUUCUUAUAAAUUAAAAGUAAAAGAACCUUCUGACAAACUGAUUUAUUGAAUCAUUUACAAUUUCUGCCUCUAGGGACAACUUGGGAGGUUUUUUAUUAAUUUUUACAUGUUAGGGGCCCUUUAUAAUUGAUGUGGCGGUAGCUAACUUCUCUGGAUUUAUGUAAAACUUUUACCAAUCUAUCAAUCUGCUCUACAUUUUCCCUUUUCUCUGCACAACUGUAAAUUUUCUUAUUGGGUUAUUGAAAUUCUGCAACUAUGUUUGUGAUUUUUAAUGAAUACUUUCAACAUCUCUAUUUUAUUUUGAAGAAUAGUACCUUCUUUAGCUUUGGUGUGUUAAACGUUACGGCCAAUUAUUGAGAUAUAUAUUAAAAUAUGUUUUAAAGUGCAGCACACCAGCAUAAAGAGCCUAUCCUAUAUCCCAAAAAUCAC